AUGGCGCCUGCAAUUCAGUACGAGCUCUCGCCGCCUCCCGCCGACGCGGUAUCCGCCCUCUCCUUCGCCCCCGGCGCCCAGAGCUCGACGAAGCUCCUCGCAGCAUCCUGGGAUAGACACGUGCACCUGUACGAUAUCAAGGGCGAGGAUGGCCAGGGCGAGCUGGUGCGCAGCUUCGAGCAUCGCGCGCCCGUGCUGGACGUGUGCUUUGGCGAGGAUGCGGACGAGGCCUUUAGCGCGGGUAUGGACUGGCAGGUCCUGAGGUUGGAUUUGACGACUGGUGAGCAAACGGUUCUGAGCAAGCAUUCUGCGCCCGUGAGGCGAGUGGUCUACUGCCGCGAUCAAGCGCGCAAUCUGACUACUCUGCGCCCCCGCGACGCUCUCUCACAGGAAUCCUCGUCUCUGCCUCGUGGGACUCCACUCUCCACUUCCACAGCCUCAAGAACCCUCCGCCGAGCCCUCACCGUCACCCUACCGGGCAAGCCCCACGCCCUCGCCGCGAGCUCGACGAAGCUCGUCGUGGCCAUGACCUCCCGCCUCGUUUCCAUCUACGACCUGUCGGCGGCCUCCGAAGCCCUCUCCUCGGGCGCAUCCUCCCUCGACGCCUGGCAGCAGCGCGAGUCCUCCCUCAAGUUCCUCACCCGCGCCGUCUCCUGCAUGCCCAACGAUGCCGGCUACGCUACUAGUAGUAUCGAGGGCCGCGUCGCCGUGGAGUGGUUCGAAGACUCGGCCGAAUCCCAGGCCCGCAAGUACGCCUUUAAGUGCCACAGGCAGGCCGCGCCCGAGGGCGAUGGCGACGUCGUCUACCCCGUCAACGCCCUCGUCUUCCAUCCGGGCUACGGUACCUUUGCCACGGGCGGCGGCGAUGGCCACGUCGCCCUCUGGGAUGCCGAGGCCAAGAGGCGGAUGAAGCAGUACCAAAAGUUCCCCGAUAGCGUCGCCGCGCUCGCCUUCUCCUCCGAUGGGCGGCACCUUGCCAUUGGCAUCUGCCCGGGCUUUGAGACCGGACAGGAAGACUACUCGGGUGAAGGGCGCACAAAGAUCUUUGUGCGAGAGUUGGGCGAGGCUGAAGCCAAGCCCAAGGGGGCUAAAUAA
Messenger RNA from Parascedosporium putredinis, 1095 nucleotides. NCBI's taxonomy places the organism in Eukaryota, Fungi, Ascomycota, Sordariomycetes, Microascales, Microascaceae. The record is from the annotation of a GenBank genome assembly.